ACAUCGGUCCAUAAUUUCUGAUGGUAUAGCAGAGCAGGUACGAUUUUUAAGUUUUUAAUUCCUUUCAAUUCAUCCUCAUAUUUUUAUUCCCAAUCAAUUUUUUGUUUUUAUCAACAUGGUUGGAACACCACCACCAUCGCCAUCGCAUUCAAAAGCAAAGAAUCCUGAUGAAAAUCAAUCAGAAAAUCACUCAAACCUAGAUCCGUUUGAUGUACCAGCGUCGGAUAAUCCGUCGACUGUGCUUUAUUCCCCUGUAUUAACGUGUGACAAUUAUCCUACUUGGUCGAGAGGAAUUUCUAGGGAUCUAAGAGCCAAGAACAAAUAUGGUUUUGUUGACGGUACAAUCAACAAACCAGAAGCUUCUGAUGAUAAACUUCCUUCAUGGAUUCGUGCCAAUAAUUUGGUUUAUAUUUGGAUUGCCAAUUCUUGUGAAGCUGAAAUAAAACGCAGCAUCAGUUGGAUCGAAAGUGCUAGGGAUAUUUGGAUUGAUCUCGAAGAUCGAUUUUCUGAAACAAAUACGCCUAGAAUAUUUGACCUAAAACGUCAUAUCUGUAAUCUGAAACAAGAGGAUUUUAGUAUCUCUUCUUACUAGACCAAGAUUAAAAGUCUAUGGGAUGAAGUAGGUGCUCUUACACCAGUUGAGCCUUGUACUUGCGGUAAUGGAAAACAAGUGCUUGAGCAAUUAAACAGGGAUAAAGCUAUGGAAUUCUUACAAGGUCUUCAUGAUCGAUUUGCUGCGGUUAGGAGUAAUAUACUUCUCAUGUCUCCUUUUCCGUCAAUCGCGGAAAUUUAUUCCCUUCUUCGCCAAGAAGAACAACAGCAAUCCAUCAACAUUGAAGCUGCACCACAAGUCGAAAACGCUGCACUUUCAACGAGAUUUGAGUCUCGACCUCCAUCACGCAGCAACUACAACGGAUCCAACAAUAAGAAACCGCGUCCUUCAUGCGAUCAUUGCAAGAAAAUAGGUCACACCAAAGAUCGUUGCUACCAAAUUGUUGAUUAUCCAAACAAGCAAAGGGAUGAACCGAAUGGGUACCUAGUGAAUUCUUUUUCAACUGCUCCAAGUGGCUAUAUGGCUAGCUCUUCUUCAACUGUUUCUCCCCAAUUGACUCGUGAUCAAUAUAAUCAACUUUUAGCUUUACUUCAAUCAGGUCCUACACCACCAACUGCCAACUUCUUUAUUUACAUCCAAUCCUCUUUGGAUUAUAGAUACAGGACCUACAAUCGAAGAAGUUAAUUGGUCAGGAUGAUUACUACAAUGAUCUAUAUUAUCUUCGUGAAGCUAAUGCUCUUUCUAUUUCGCUUCCGCAAAAUUUUCAUCUUUGGCAUUGGAGAUUAGGACAUCCGUCCUCACCUAGAUUAGAUUAUUUAUCUAAGCAAUUUCCCUUUAUUAGUUCAGACAAAGGCAUUUGUGGGAUUUGUCCACAAGCCAAACAGUCUCGUUUAAAGUUUUCUUCUCAUAGUAGCUCUAGUUCUAGGAUUUUUGAGUUAAUCCACUUUGAUAUUUGGGGACCAUUUAGCGAACCAAGUAUUAUGGGGAUCGUUAUUUUCUUUCUAAUGUCGACGACUUCUCACGUUGCACUUGGAUAUUCUUAACGAAGGUUAAAUCUGAAACUUUUAAGUAUUUA
Molecule: messenger RNA, 1628 nt
Organism: Papaver somniferum (opium poppy)
Lineage: Eukaryota; Viridiplantae; Streptophyta; Magnoliopsida; Ranunculales; Papaveraceae
Exons: 2
Coding region: 701-1237 (178 amino acids)
Source: RefSeq, a predicted model, not a curated record